AUCCUCAAGGUCCUGGACCGCCACUGGCACAGCUCCUGCCUCAAGUGUGCCGACUGCCAGAUGCAACUGGCCGACCGCUGCUUCUCCCGCGCCGGCAGCGUCUACUGCAAGGAGGAUUUCUUCAAGCGUUUCGGGACCAAAUGCACGGCGUGUCAGCAGGGCAUCCCCCCCACCCAGGUGGUCCGCAAAGCCCAAGAUUUUGUCUACCACCUCCACUGCUUCGCCUGCAUCAUCUGCAGCCGGCAGCUGGCCACCGGCGACGAGUUCUACCUGAUGGAGGACGGGCGGUUGGUCUGCAAGGAGGAUUACGAGACCGCCAAGCAGAACGAUGACUCCGAGGCGGGCGCUAAGCGGCCCCGGACCACCAUCACCGCCAAGCAGCUGGAGACGCUGAAGAACGCCUACAAAAAUUCCCCCAAACCUGCCCGGCAUGUGCGGGAGCAGCUCUCCUCCGAGACAGGGCUGGACAUGAGGGUGGUGCAG
Cariama cristata (Red-legged seriema) is the source of this 483-nucleotide messenger RNA. RefSeq names its product LIM/homeobox protein Lhx4. The record is from RefSeq and is a predicted model, not a curated record. NCBI's taxonomy places the organism in Eukaryota, Metazoa, Chordata, Aves, Cariamiformes, Cariamidae. Gene Ontology annotation, molecular function: DNA-binding transcription factor activity, RNA polymerase II-specific; RNA polymerase II transcription regulatory region sequence-specific DNA binding. Gene Ontology annotation, biological process: regulation of transcription by RNA polymerase II; neuron differentiation. The transcript is spliced from 3 exons. The annotation marks the transcript as partial. Gene Ontology annotation, cellular component: nucleus.